Molecule: messenger RNA, 6095 nt
Organism: Pecten maximus
Lineage: Eukaryota; Metazoa; Mollusca; Bivalvia; Pectinida; Pectinidae
Product: synaptophysin-like
Exons: 6
Coding region: 15-758 (247 amino acids)
Cellular component (GO): synaptic vesicle; synaptic vesicle membrane
Source: RefSeq, a predicted model, not a curated record
CAUUCCAAAAAAUCAUGGACGUCGUCGGGAAGGUUAUGGGAUCAUUCAACGCUGAAGCUCUGAAGGAGCCUAGAGGUUUUAUCAAGAUCCUGCAAUGGAUCCUGUCUAUAUUUGCCUUUGCUACAACUACAAGUGUCAACACUCAGCUUAGCUUCUAUGCAAAAUGUCCAGACUUUAUGGAAAUGGUGAGGCAGACUACAUCUGUGUCCUAUCCUUUCAGGAUAGAGGACCAGACCUACCAGAUGCCCCUGUGUAAGAACGGUACCAGUCCUGAUGUGUCAUCUGCUUCCUAUGUUGGUGGCUCUGCCUCUGCAGCUGAAUUCUAUGUCUUCGUCGGUGUCAUCGUCUUCCUCUACUGCAUGGCUGCCCUCAUCCUGUACAUUUUCUUUGAUGAGCAGUACCGCAAAAACAACCUCUUUUCUAUUGGGGACUUUGUAGUAUCUUGUGUAUUGACGGCCCUGUGGUUGAUCUCGUCUGCUGCUUGGGCUCAAGGGUUGGUCAAUCUCAAGUAUGACACCGACCUGAAAGAGAGUGACUUAUACCGUAGGAUUCCGGACUGCGUAGCAUAUACCUGCCAUCAGGAUGUCAUGCCCAACUUUGCCAGCCUCAAUGUUUCAAUUAUAUUUGGAUUUCUGAACAUGGUGGUAUGGGGAGGAAACCUAUGGUUCCUGUACAAGGAGACUCCCUGGUUUAAGGUGCGGUCGAAGCCCCCUACCACUCCCACCCAGAGCCAGGAAACAGACCCUCAAAGGAUUUAAGACUCCGGGGAACAAGAGAAACCAGCUCGCUAACAUUGUAAAGGAUAGAUUGUAGUGACUGUAACACUGUAGUAACGAAGUGAUCAAUGUAUCAAACUCAGAGAAAACAAACUUUGUUAAGCCAGACUUCUCAGCUAAUUCUCGUAAAUGUCACGCUUGUUGUUAAAUAGCAUAUAAAGGAUAUCAGUAAGAUUGAAAUAGGAGGAAUUUGAUUACAUCUCCUAUCUAAUACACCUCCAAACUGAAUGAUGAUGUGAUGUAAAUAAGUCUUUGAAAAUCGCUAAAUGUCAAGGGUCAGAUGAAAUCCCUAAUUAUCACCAGAAGUCGGUUCAUGACAGUAUCCAGAACAAAAUCCUAUUACAUUUUAGUGUAUGGCUGUAUCUCCUUAUUUGUUAGAUCUGAUGUUUCAUAGUGAUUUUAGGUAAUAGAGUUGAUAUAAAUUAGAAUAUUGUGUGUGCAAUCAAAAUAUAACUUCGUUUUAGAUAAAGUCUUGAAUACCAAACAACAUAAGAGAUACACAUUAAAUUUUAACUGAUAAGCACAGUGAUUAUUUGGUGCAUCCACAAUAUUUUCCAUAGAAAAUUGUGUUAUUUUAAUGUAAUUGGCACAAUCAUCAUUUAGCUAAAUUUUUAAAUGUGAAAAUCACACACAAAAAUAAGAUAACUGCUAAUUUAAAAGAAUGUAGGUAUACAGUGAUUUAAUUGUCGGGCACUUCCCAAAACAGUAACAUAGUAAGUUGGCUGGUUGAUGAUGUCCAUUUCUGCUUUCAGUCGCAUGUGUUGGUAAAGAGAUCAAUAGGAGAGAAAAAUAGGAUUUUAAAUUAUUGAUUACAUUUGAUUGGCCUGAAACCUCAUCUGUGCCAUAUAUUAAAUAUCUGCGACUGUGGACUCAGUGUUGUACAGUGACAAAGAUUAGUUUAACUGUCAUUAAGGCGGGAUUUAUCUUGGUAAUGUUUGUCUGUAUUUGUACAAAACUUUUUACCAUAAGUGUGGAUUUGUCUGAAUUACAUUACUGUAAAUGCUAUUUGUUGUGGCAGUUGUUUUUUAUGAAAUCAAUAAUACAAUGAGAAACUUCAGGAUCCAAGUGUGAAAUGAGUGAUUUAAUAUAUUUGUACAUAUGUUCUGUCUUUAUUCUCCUGUUCUCCAUUUACGAUGUCAGAACGUUUGUUACGACACUUUGACAACAGUUGAGAAUUGGACAAAAAUAUCUUUUUUCUUUAGGAAACUAGAACAAUGAACUAUAAUGAAAUCUGAGACAAUUGUUUGAUAUUGUACAGAAAAUUAAAGUCUGGUAUUCUAACUCAGAUCACUAUAACAAUAUUAAUUUUGAAAGCAACAAAUGUAAGUGAUCCUACAAAUGGCUAUGCUCAGGAACAUCUCUGAUAAUGUAAGGCCCAAUAUGUCAAUUAUUGUCACCAGACAGAUCCUCUUCCCCCCAGAUUUAACAUUUCCUUUGUGGCCCCUGCUCUAGCAGUAUGCUAGUUUUACAUACAUUUUCUAAUCACACAUAUAAGAUCAUGAUCAGUAAGCAACAAUUUCUAUUUUGAUAAGAUAGUUCCUUUAAAAUUUGUUGAAAGUGACAUCAGCUUGUAUAAACAUUGACAAUGAAAAAAGUUGUGUUAAAAUGUUUUUGUAAAUAUUUUGAUAAGUUUUCUUACUGUUUAUCUUCAUUUUUUAGUCCACAUUGUUAAAGUUAAAAAAAAUCUUGUUAAUUGUAAGAUUUUAUGAUGGUAUUUAAUUGGUUAGUUUAGAGUUGUUUUGAUUAAUUGCCUUGUUACGUUAUUGAGAUCAUGCUCAUUUAUGGUUAUUUAUACCUAGAAGAAUAUUCCCAGUUUGUUUUGUGGUCAUCCAGUCAUAUGAUUGUUGAAGUUAUCUCCCUUGAUCUUAUAGAGGGUAUUUUUUUUUAAAUGAUUCAAAAUGAUCCAAGUGCUAAUACGUAUUUUUGUGUAGCUUUUAUAAGUGUGAUCAUUUAAUAAAAUUCAACUAAGUCCAAAUUAUCAGUCAUUUAAGACAUUUUACUGAGUGAAACUUUUAUGGAAGACUACAUAUUAAGUAAGGAAGUAUAGAUCUCAUGAUCAUCACAGUAAGGUCAUCAUGUCACAAUCAGGGCAGAUUAAAGUUUAAGAUUAAAGAUCAAAUUUUAAAAGAAAUUAAAAAAGCAAAUUUCUUCUCAAAAGAAGCAAAUUUCAAGUGUAAGAUUGUGAUCUUAUCAAAUACCAUCUAAACAUUAUAUUUGUGUACAAGAUCCACCAUACUUACUGAUAUAGAUCCAAGUGGGAGAGACUCGUCACCAAAUUAUGGCUCACCAUGUUAACAAUCCUACCUUGAAUGUAGUGUGUUGCUCUGUGUAUGAUUACUUGGAACCUCUGUAGGGGUACUGAAUGGUGUGUACAUGGUUUGUGUAUGCUAGUGUACAUAAUCUGUUCUUGUGAAGGUGUACAUUUUGUUAAUAGCAGGAAUUAUCCAUGUAUUUAUAUAUUAACCACUUAAGGUGCCUCACUGUGUAAUAAUUAGGUGUCGACUAUUGGUAUAUUUUAUUUCUAUAGUUAAAAUAAUCUACACCAGGAUGUUUCUUGGUGUUGAGUAAUGCCAUGUUGUAUUUAUGUUCUGUAUAUUUUUUAUAUACCAACUGUUUCUUGGCGUCGGUAAUGGUUCUUAAGGUAUUAGUUAGUACUUAGUACUAUAAAGAUUACAUUGCAUUUCGGUUCUGUUUAUUUCUGAUUUUUUUUCUUGGUGUCAUUUCUUUCUUAUUGCCGUUGUCUCUUUCUUAUUGUCAUCAAAUGGUUUAUUGUUAUUUCUGUUCCGUUAUAUUUUCUAUCUCUGACUGUUUCUUGGCAAAGCAUUUAUUAUUUUUGUCCUGUAUAUUUUUGACAUUCUUUACAAGCCUUUGGGUUUCCACAUGUAACUGUAGAUUGGUUAGAGUGAUCUUAUAACAGGGAAUAUAUUUAUGUGUGAUUGGAGAUUAUGAGAAAUGCUUUUUGAAAAGCAGACCAUUGUUAUGGGAUAGCAAUGGAUAAGCUGAGUACAGAUUCAAAAUUCUACAUUUCCAUUGUCAACAAAAAAUGUCCUUUGAUGAAUAUAAAAAACAGCAUUACAACUAAAGUCAAAAAUCAAGGCAUUCCAAAUUCAUACCCGUGUAUUAACAAUAAGAUCUGUAUAAUUACAUGUAUUAAGUGUUUUACCAUGGAUGGAUUUUAACCAUGGAGACAGUUUGCUUUAAUGAAAUAUGAAAUUUCUGGUUUUGUCUAAAAUUUGGUUUCUAUGAUUAUAAAACAUUUAAAUUGCUGAAAGUAAAAGAUAUUGAAGUGAUUGCCUAAUGGUGGUAUGGUAAUUACAAAUUAGAAAAUUGUAAUGUCUGUUAAUUAUUGUGUCAAGUCUCUACUUAUUGGUAGAAGUCUUUUUCUUCAACAAAAUUUGAUAUGCAGUGACCAAUUUUAUGUAAGGAAAACAAGCAUUCCAUUAAUCUAGUAAUCAUUUAGAGUAGAAAAAGUUUAAUAUUUUUUUCGAUGGGUGAAAUGUUAGUACAUGAAUUGAGAUUGUAGUAGAUGCAGAUAGUGAAAAAUGACUUAGUAAUGUAAUUUACUGUGUGGUGAAUACAUUUAAUAAUGUAGUUUAUGAAGUUAUAAAUAUAUUAAUCAGUUUACUGAAUGAUGAAAACAUGCACUAGCGUAAGUAAUUUUACUGAGUGUAACAUACACAGUUUACAUUAAAACAAAACAUCUUCUGACUGGUGACUACUUUUAGUAGUUUACGGAGUGAUGAAUGCAUAUGUGUAAUUUAUAAAAGUGACAUUUACUUUAAUUUUUUAUUUCGUGAUGAAAACCAGUACUGUGAACCACCGAUGGUAAAGUUGCUUCACAGACAUGUAUGUUACCAGGGUUGUAGGAAAAUUAAUCAAAAGCAGCUAUAGUUUUGAUAGAAUGAAUCGUAAACACAUGCUCAAGGUGAAGGUACAUGUAUUCUAAAGCAAGGAUGAUAUUAAUUAAUUUAAACAUUGAGCUCAUUUUCAAGGAAAUAUUCCCACGUUUUUUAACACGAUUACUAAAUAUUAAGUAGAUUAUGUGUUAAAUGCAUACCACUAUAUUGAUCAUGGACUGCUUUUUAAAGACCAGAUAAACUGGUGUCUGUUUACUCGUAAUGGCAUGUGUGAUCAAAAUAUUCAGUGAUUUUUCUUGCAGAGAUCUGAUGGUAAAAUCCCCUAAGAUCUGAAUAUGAUGGCUUUGAAGUUUAUUUCUGUUGUUAAUAUGACAAGUGCCAGGUUUUAUGAUUCUUUUUUUCCAAUGUGUAUUCAAGCCCCAAAUUUAUUAAAAUUGUCAUUUAAAACCAAAUGAAUGUUUUUAUGUCAUUGUAUUGUUCCUCAGAAAAUGCCUUUGUUAUGAAAACUAUUAAUGCAUUCCUGUAAGCUUUAAUUUGUCUUGAUGUGUCCAGAUUUAUAAAAUUAGAUAUUAGGUUUAACUCAUUAGAACCAGGUCUGGAUGUUUAUCAUGUAACCCUCAUAACUUGUGAUGUGCUGUAGGAGAAAUCACUUCAUAUUUGUGCGGUAUGUAUCUGUUAUGUAUUGUCAGUGUCAGUACUCCCAGUUAUGUUGAGGCGUUAAAAAACUCAGCCACAUCUUAUGUACCCUGCUAACUCGGCUAACUGGUCAGAUUCAGCUUGUUAGUUUAAUAACCUGGUUAGAUUUGGCUCUGUUACACUUUAAGACCAGCUCCAGCUUGGUUUGGUUUUGUAACCAGCCAGGCAAGUUGGUGGUCUUGUGUGUGGCUAGACACCGUUAUCUAAUGGUGUUGGUACCAUGUUACAUAUAUCGUAACUCAAGGCGAAUCGCCAGAAUUAUGUAUCUCAGCUGACCCCAGUUUACAUCAAUAUUACUUAACUUAUAAGAAAUUCCUUAACUUUAAAUUUCCCAAAGGAGAUUAAGGAAAGUUUCUCAAAUAUUAGGAAUAAGAUUCCUCAAUUUGGUAUGAAUGAUAUAUUACAGGUUUGCUUUGUAUACAAACAAACUUGUUAAAUAGAAAGUUUCUCUACUGCAAUUUAAUGAGUAUUGUAUGUAGUAACAAACUGCAAUCUAAUGAAGCUUUCCUAUUGAAAAUUAAUGUAUUUCCUUCAGUUAAGGAACUUUGAUGAUUGAACCAGACCCAGAUUGGCAAGUUGCGUCUAUCAGCUGAUUGGUCGGGUAAAGCAUGGUAUGCUACUCAGCUAACUGGUGAGAUCACGCUUUGCAGACCUAUUUUAAGCAGGGAUUGUCAUUAUUGGUUGUGUAGGAUUGAAGUGAUAACAGCAUCUGUUCACUGGUGGAUGUCAUAUAUGCCUUCUGUAAUAAAGUUUUGUAUUAAUUAAA